AUUAUCAAUUUGCCGUCUGUCAAGUCAGAGUAAAUGUAUUCUUUCUAUUAUUUUUUUAUAUAGCUUGACCUUAGCAAAAUCAUGUUCUGUGUGUAUGGUAUGAGAUAAAUUAUAGUUGUAAUACUUACAUUUAAGAUAUUACUUUUAUCCGCAUUUUAUAUAAAUAGUUAUAAGUUUUUAGACUUUUGCUAAGAUGAAAGUAGUAGCAUUAGUUAGUGGUGGCAAGGACAGCACAUUCAAUAUGAUGCAGUGCAUCGCUGCCGGCCACCAAAUAGUUGCCUUAGCUAACUUGGUACCUCAUAGUAAAACCGAGAUCGAUAGUUAUAUGUAUCAAUCUGUAGGUCAUGAAGCUAUUGAUCUAAUUGCAACUGCCAUGGAUCUACCUCUGUAUAAAAGAGAUACCAUGGGUAUUUCAAAUGAACGUGGAAAAACUUACGAACCGUCGGAAAAUGAUGAGGUUGAGGAUUUGUAUUUGCUACUUGAAGAAGUCAAAAAGCAUGUUAAUAUCGAAGCUGUGUCUGUCGGUGCCAUUUUAUCUGAUUACCAAAGAAUUAGAGUGGAAAAUGUGUGUAUGAGACUUGGUCUGCUACCAUUGGCCUAUUUGUGGCAGAGAAACCAACAAGAGUUGCUCGACGAAAUGAUUAAAUGCGAAGUAGAUGCUAUAAUUAUAAAAGUUGCAACAUUAGGAUUAGAAACCAAACACUUGGGUAGAUCUCUCAGCUUACUACAGCCCCACCUCUUAGCCAUGCACGAAAAAUACGGGUUAAACGUGUGUGGUGAAGGGGGAGAAUACGAAACUUUGACUGUGGAUUGUCCCUUGUUUAAAAGUAGAAUAGUGAUUGAGGAAUCGGAUAUUGUGAUUCAUUCUAACGACCCCAUAGCGCCUGUAGGUUAUCUAGUAUUUAAGAAAAUGUCACUUGAGCUGAAACUACCUGCUUUAGACCUUCAAAGUCGCUUAGAAGGUUUGCCUUUAAAAGACAGCGAUGGAUAUGUGACCGAUCAAGAAGAAGAAGAAUUUAAACCUAUCGAUAAUGACGCGGAGGACGAAACGGUCCUAAAUUCUGGCUCCACCGAGUGCAGCAGUUACUCCUCCGAGGAAUUUCUACAAGAAGUGUCUUCCGUCUACAACAGAGAGGGAUGGUUGUUGAUAGGCGGCGUCCAAGGAACUUCGAGUAAUGCGUUCGAAGCCAUGGCGGAGGCGAUGAGUAUCUUAAAGUCUGAACUGUUGAAGCAUGACCAUACAAUAAGGGACGUAUGUUCUGUUACUAUGUACAUCGGAGAUAUGUCGGAGUAUGCAGCACUGAACAAAUUGUAUGUGGAUACAUUCACCUUUACAAAUCCACCAAGCAGAGCCUGUGUCCAAGUUCCCUUUAACGAGAACAAUCCCGUGCGAUUAGAAGCGAUAUCUUGGAAGGCGCCUAUUAAAAGUAUUGGAGAUUCAAAAGUUGAAAGGCAAACUAUGCAUGUCCAGAGCAGGUCUCAUUGGGCUCCAGCAAACAUCGGACCAUACAGUCAAAGUGUGCGGGUGAAGAACUUCGUUCAUUUAGCUGGACAGAUCGGAUUAGUACCAGGUAGCUUGGAGAUGAUAAAAGGUGGUAUAAAAGCUGAAUGUCGGUUGGUUUUAAGACAUUUGAAAAGACUGUUGAUGGCUGUGGACCCUAAAUUUAGUUUAAGGAAUGUAGUGCAGGGUAUAUGUUAUUUGACGGAUGCGUCGUAUGUUGGACCAGCUAGAAAAUUAUGGGAAGAGAGUACUAAUAACGCUAUAGUUGACUACGUUGUUGUAACCGGUUUACCGAGGAAUGCAGCUGUAGAAUGGCACGUGUGGGCACACAAAUAUAACAACAACUUCGAUUAUGAGGAGAGGGGCAAAUGUGUAGACAAUUUUUCAAUAUCCAUAUACAGACGUUGGAAUUACGAAAACGACUUAUCUACUAUCCUAUGCCGAAUAAGCCACCAGGAAGAUGAAGCCACCUUAGAACUUCCGAUAUUCACUGAAGCCAUCGAGUAUACUCUCCAGAAGCUCCAACAAGGAUUCGACGGUCAAAACUCUGUCAUAAGCUUAAAGAUUUUUUACUCUGUAACGAAGAACGUAGAUCCUAAUUUUAUCCUACAAUAUUUUGACAAUUUUACAAAAGACGUAAGUUUAAGCUAUACACUCGUACCUGUCGUAUCUCUUAAAAGCAAACAAACAUUUUUGUCAAUUUGCGGUAUAAGGAUGCAGUAAGAAUCUUGAUAGUAGUCAACAAAAAUUAAACAUGUCAUCAGUUGUAAGACGUAGAACAAAAAUUAAGACCCAACAAACGGCAAGUAAUAGUGAUGUAACGAAUAUUCGUAUUCGCAUUCGCGAAUAUUCGCAUAUUUUUGCAUAUUCGCAUUCGCGAAAUUUAUGUGAAUAUUAAUAUAUUUAAAAAAUUAAAAAAAAAAUAAAACGGGAUAAUACCUGAAGGUUGAAUCCAAAAGGAUUAUGUUCAUAACGUUUUCGGACUUAUCAGUCCAUCAUCAGUGAACCUAAAACUAAGUAAUUUCACUUAAUAAAAUUGAAAAGGGUGAAAUUUUGAAUGUUAAAAAUUGAAAAGUGUGGUUAAGAUUACUUACUCUCUGACCUUGCUAAAUAGCCACAAUGCCAAACACUGGUUAAGAUGUAUGUUCUAACUACAUAGUGAAAUUUGUAAAAUAAUUUGGCCUAAAUUGGAUGCCAACGGAUUACUACCAGCAACAUGAUGCUCUACUGCAUUGAAUUAAGAGAUUUUUGAAGUUAUACUUCUUUAGGGCGAUUGAGAGUAAAAUUUCAUAAUUCUGCGCGCAUGCGCACACAGACAGUAUGGUAUAAACGUUAUACGGGAUCUGAUUAGGUGUUAAAAUCAUCUGUCAAUAAUUGUUCAAUAUGGAGAUUUUGGAUAAACAAAUUAAUGUUGUGUAUAUUAGUUUUUAUUGUUAUGAUGGCAGAGAAAAAUGCAAGUUUAUAAUAUUGUAGUGACUUUUUAAAUAGUUUUUAAAAGCGACAGGUACGUAAUAAUUGUAAAUGUUUCAGUAUCCUAAUAAAAAAUUUCAUAGGUAGGACCUACCUAUUUGGAAAUUUUAAAAAGAACCUACUAAAAUAGUAUGUAAUGCUUUGAUUUACAUAAUUUGAUUACCAUCAAAAUUUCUAUCAAUAUUCACCUAAUAUAUCGUUUUCUUACUCUAUGUUUUGUUGUAUUCUAAUAUUUCUUUCAAUUCUAAAUAAUUUCAAUUCAAAAUCAAAAUAAUUUGGUUAAAUUCAGAACCGUCAAAAGUUUAAUCCGUUUAGUUAGUUGAUCUUCGCACAUGAUGACACAUGGUCUCCGUGGGUAAAAGUUUAAGGUGAAUGAAUUUCAAUACUAACUGCGCUGAUAAGCGGGUUCGAACCCCAAUGGAAACUUUUAUUUAUUUAUAUUUAUUUAUAUUUUUAUUUAUUUUUUUUAUACAUUUUAUGAUUGUAAGUUUACUAUAUAAUUUUUUUUCAGAAAAUACGUAUUUAGUUAAAAAAUUUUCCUACAUUGUUCAGAAAUCAUUUGUGGCAUUUUUUGAUGUGUUUGUUUGUGUGUGUUUUAUUCUUUUAUUAUUUUAAUUUUUGGCACUGUUUUAAUAAACAUUUUUGAGAAGUAGUAAGUAUGAAAAUUAGUUUAUUAUUUAAAUAAAAUAUAAAUAAACUGUUUAAAGUAUAUUAAUUUCGUUGAAAUCAUAUAAUAGAAGUAUAACUUCUUACAUGCGUACAAAGUACACACACAUUAUUUUUUUUAUGUGAUAGGUCUACAUUGAACUACGUUUAGUCUUUCAAUGAUUUAGAAGGAAGUAGAAAUACUUCAAAUGUCAGUGACAUUGACAUCCAGGAAAGGGCAAUUUUUAAUGUAUUAAUUUUAAUGUAUUCGCGGUGUGCAAGUACUUGGAAGGGAAACGAGAAACGACCGUGCGCGAGUCGCGGAGAAAUAUUGCAACUAUCUUAAAUAAUUCAUAUUGUCAAUUGAAAUUGUCAAAUUGACGUAUAUUUCAUACCUUCUGUCAUUGAAGCAGAAAAAUUAUAUAUUGCUUCACAAUAUUGAUAUGAUAUGCAAUUAUUAUAUAAAGGUAAAUUUAAUUAAUUGUAUUUUGCUUGCAGUACUGUAUUUUAAUACCUAAUUUUAUUUACUACAUACAAUUUUUUACGUUUGCAUAACAUAACCUGCAUCUUAUUUUUUCUUCUUAUUAUUUUUUUGGACUAUGCCCUUGACAAUUAUCCAGCAACCAGGACUAAUAUAAUUGGCCAAUAUAAUUAAAAGUGCGAAUAAAAGUACAGAGCGUCGAAAUAGAGGUCGCUUUGCCGAACUUGCACGGUCCCAAUUGGGUUAAUACAUUAAAAAUUGCCCUUUCCUGGAUGUCAAUGUCACUGACAUUUGAAGUAUUUGUACUUCCUUCUAAAUCAUUGACAGACUAAACGUAGUUCAAUAUAGACCUAAUCACAUAAAAAAAUCUUUUUUGCAGUAUUAUUCUAAGCAGUCUAAUUUAAUGCAGUAGAGCAUCAUGUUGCUGGUAGUAAUCCGUUGGCAUCCAAUUUAGUCCAAAUUAUUUUACAAAUUUCACUAUGUGGUUAGAACAUACAUCUUAACCAGUGUUUGGCAUUGUGGCUAUUUAACAAGGACAGAGAGUAAGUAAUCUUACUCACUAGGGAGUUUUACUUCAUGUUAAUUUUAUUUAAAAAAUUAAUUUGAAGAUAAUAUUAGUUUAAUAAAAUCAAAAUCUACUCACUUUUUUUUAUUAGAAAAAAGGUAACUUAACCUCGUAUAAUAACAUUAUCAGUCGUCAGUUUAUUUAAAAAUUUGGUAUUAUGUAAUAGCUCAAUAUAUAUCAAUAGCUAUUUGGUAUUAUGCUUAAGCUCAAUACCUUAAGCUUAAUCAAUCAAUAUUUUUAUCAAUCAAUAUAUUAUCAAUUAACUUCUCAUUUAAAAUUUGGAAAAAAUUACAAAAAUAGAAAUAAACUGAAUAUUCGCAUUCGUAUUCGCGAAUGUCGGUAGCAGAUAUUCGCAUUUGUUUGCUUCUGACCCGUCUGAAAAAUACCUUUUCUCGAGGUCUGCAAAAUAGGCUUCUGUGGCGGCGAUGACCUCCUCAUUCGACUUAAAUUUCUACCCAGCGAGUGUCUUUUUGAAGUUUGGAAACAAAUAGUAGUCGCACGGGGCAAAAUCUGGAGAAUACGGUGGAUGGGGCAACAGUUCGUAGCUCAAUUUGGCCAUGGCGACGGCGGAGGUGUGAGCCGGUGCGUUGUUAUGGUGGAAGAGCACUUUUUUCUUUGCCAAAUGGGGUCGUUUUUUCUUCAAUUAGGCGUCGAAUCGGCCCAAUAAUUCGGCAUAAUAGGGCCCUGUGAUCGUUUUGUCCUUCUCCAAGUAGUCGAUGUAGAUCACACCUUGUGAAUCCCAGAAAAUGCUGGUCAUCACGUUUCAGGCCGAUUGGACAGUCUUCGUCUUCUUCGAAAAAACGACGUAAAACUCAUUUAGGGCAGUCAAUGAGAGCAAGAACAGGUUAUUACCUCCGAAUUCUAUCCUACUGCAUAGAUUUUAAUGAAAUUUUAGGAAUAGCCUGAAAAUAUCUCCUUAUUCAAAGUCUACCCUAUGCCAAUGUGUGCUUUUGUCUUGGGGGCGGUUCCCACCACUUCUCGGGGGGUGGAACAUUUUUUGGUUAAACAACUACGGAAGUUGCUAAAGAACCUAAUUCUAAGCAAAAACUGUUCUAUAAUUUUUUUCGAAAACUCGAUACUUUUCGAGUUAUUCGUGGUUGAAAAUUGGCCAUUUUCAUUGAAAUAUAACACCUUUUCAAACGGUUUUUUCCGAAUACCUUAAAAACAAUGCAUCUAACUAAAAAAAUUAUAUAAAACAUUUUUGUGGCUCAUAAAAAACAAAGAGAUUCGUUCCUUCUUCAAUCUUCUAGUUAUAACACAAAAUGAGAUGGGUAAAAAGAGUUUGUUUUUUUAGUGCAUGCUCAAAUCAGUGUAUUCAACUUGAAAUAACAGAGAAACGGUCGAUUUUAGGUGUAUAAUGCUACCAAUGCCUUUUAUUGUGCUUGAAAAGUCCUUUCAAAUAAGCAAUAUUUAAUGUUGUUCUGAAGCUAUUUUGUGGUUUUUUAUAAUAAUUUUAUAAAUAAGCUUUAAUAACUUGUGGCUUAUUUCCCAUUUGAAUAUACUUGAUUACAAUAUUUAAUGUCGAUUACAUUCAAACUACGCGAGAUAUGCUGCAAAAAAUUGAUGACUAACGAAUUUUAAGAAAAAAAUUGAGAAGUAUAUUUAACCCCUCAUCCACAAGAAUUUAAAUGCAUCGUUUUCCUUCUACAAUACAUUUUACUACCGUGUUAUUUUUAUGUUCAAAAGUUGAGCUGGUUUAAAAUGAAUGGUUUUUGAAAAAAUAAGAUCAAAUUAUAGAGCACAUAUUUAAAUUUUCUUAAAAAUCUUCUUUUUUCUCCAUGUAACUUGAAAAUGAUAAGAGAUACUGUUAUAAAAAAAGAAUGUGUGUACUUUGUACGCAUGUAAGAAGUUAUACUUCUAUAUAUGAUUUCAACGAAAUCAAUAUACUUGUAAACAGUUUCUAUACUACUUUCCAAAAAAUUUUAUUAAAACAAUACCAAAAAUUAAAUAAAUAAAAGAAUAAAACACACACAAACACAUUGAAAAAUGCCACAAAUGAUUUCUGAACAAUAAUUGUUGCCAAAAAUUUUAAUUAAAUACGUAUUUUCUGAAAAAAAUUAUAUAAUAAUAUACUUAGGCCCGGUUUUUCAGUGAGCGGUUAAAAUUUUGGUUAGCUAACCUAGUUUAAAUUUUAACCAAUAUUUUAACCCUUAUAUCGUUUUUCAGUGCCUUAAACCACGAUGUGCAAUUCUAUAGAUUUUUGACAGAAAAAUAAACAAAAUAGAAUUUCAUAACCUAUUUUAUAAAUAACAAAUAACAUAACAUUACAAAAAUGAUUAAUGCAUUCAAGUUCCGAUUCUUCAUCUGAUGAUGAAGAUAUAAUCAAGAAUAUAGUAAUACAUAAUACAAUAUUUCCCGCGAUAACACAAAAUGUCAUAAUUUAACUAACCUCUUCUUUCAGCAAAUAUAAACGUCUGUCGGAAAUUCGGGGUUAAACCACCUAUGAUAGCGAGUAUCGGUUAAAAUCUUGGUCAACUUAAACGGGUUUAAGCGAUAACCUAGUACUGAAAAACUGAUUAACCAUAAAAAUUUCGGUGACCGAAAAAUCUGGGUUAACCCAACACUGAAAAACCGGCCCUUACAAUCAUAAAAUCUAUAAAAAAAAUGGUAUAACUUGCAUUGGGGCUUGAACCUACUUCCCGUGUAUCCCGCCGUACGAGAGUCGAAGCGAUUUCAAACUGCACCACCUUCGCGUAUGCGUCAUGUGGGAAUAUACACAAACUGAACAACUUUUUGACAUUUUAUUUAUAUGAAUUUUUAUUAGUUUGAUUUUUGUCGAAUUAAAAUACAACAAUAUAUAGAGUAAGAAAACGAUACAUUAGAUGAAAAUUUGUAGAAAGUUUGUUCGUAAUCAGAUUAUGUAAAUUAAAGCAUUGCCUACUAGGGGUAUAGCAUAGCAAGUACUAGGUAAGUACAUUAUUAUUUUUUUACAUUUUCCAAAUAGGUAUGAAGAUAAUUUUUUAUUGGAAUACAACUGAAACAUUUAGAAUUAGGUACCUGUGGCUUUUCAACACUAUUUAGAAAGUCACUAUAAUUAUAAAUUUGAUUUUAUUUCUGUCCUCACAACAAUAAAAACUAAUAUAUUAUACAACAUUUUUGUUUACCGAUAACCUCCAUAUUGAACAAUUAUUGACAGAUCAUUUCAACACCCAAUCAGAGCCAGUAUAAAGACUAAUACCAAACUGUCGGUGUGCGCAUGCGCGCAGAUCAAUAUAAAUUCACCCUCAAUCUCAAUCGCGCCUAAAGAAGUAUAACUUCAAAAAUAAAAUCAAAAUGUUAAUCUAGAAGAAACCUACAUUUUUGUAUGGCAUCUUUUUUUGGCAUCUCUUAUCAUUUUCGAGUUACAUGGAGAAAUAGGAAGAUUUUUAAGAAAAUUUAAAAAUGCGCUCAAUAAUUUGAUCUUAUUUUUUUCAAAAACCAUUCAUUUUAAACCCGCCCAACUUUUUGAACAUAAAAAGAACACUAUAGUAAAAUAUAUUGUAGAAGGAAAACGAUGCAUUAAAUUCUUGUGGAUGAGGGGUUAAAUAUACUUCUCAUUAUUUUCUUAAAAUACGAUAGUCAUAAAAAAUUUUACAGUUUAUCUCAGUAUUAUCAGUAUAGUUUGAAUGUAAUCGACAUUUAAUAUUGCUUAUUUUAAAGGUCUUUUCAAGCACAACAAAAGUUAUUGGUAGCAUUAUACACCUAAACUCGACCGUUUCUCUGUUAUUUUAAGUUAAAUACACUGAUUUGAGCAUGCACCAAGAAAACAAGUUUUUUUCACUUACCAUAUCUCUUUUUGUGUUAUAACUAGAAGAUUCGUAAAGGAAAGAAUCUGUUUGUUAUUUUAUAAGCUACAAAAAUGUUUUAUAUGGUUUUUUUAGUUAGAUGCAUAGUUUUUAAGGUAUUCGCCAAAGACCCUUUGAAAAGCUGUUAUGUUUCAAUGAAAAUGGCCAAUUUUCAACCAGGAAUAACUCAAAAAGUAUUGAGUUUUCGAAAAAAAAUUAUAGAACAGUUUUUGCUUAGUAUUAGGUUCUCUAGCAACUUCCGUAGUUAUUUAAGCAAAAAAAUUUCCACCCCCCGAGAAAGGGUGGGAACCUCCCCCAAGACCAAAGCACACAUCGGCAUAAGGUAGACUUUGUUUCUUGGGCUAUUCCCUACUUACCGUGAAAAUAUCACGUAAAUCGAUAUAGUAGGAUGGAAUUCGGAGCUACAUACCCUCAUUGACUGCCCUAAUUUGGAUCACACUUAAAUAGCGUCAAACACUGCUCUGAAGUGGUAUCACGGUUGCGCUUAUUGUCUGAAGUGAGCAAACGCGGCAUCCAUCGCGCCGAUAGCUUUCUAAUGCCCAAAAUUUCAUGCAGGAUAUGACCUAAGCGGUCUUUUGAGAUGCCUCUACUGUGGCAACUAUCUCGCGCACCUUCAGUCGGCGGUCUGCCAAUACAAGAUCGUGGAUUUUUGUCACGUUAUUCUCCGUGGUAGCCAUUUUCGGAGCACCUACGCGUGGCUCAUCAAAAACCGACGUUUGUCCACGUUGAAACUCAUUAAACCAAUUUUUGACAGUUGCCAUCGAAGGAGAAGAGUCACCAUACACAACAUCCAAGCGCUCUUUGAUUUCGCUGCGUGAUUUCCUUUCCAAAACAAGAAUCGAAUCGCCGACCAAUAUUGCUCUUUUUCCAUUUUAUUAAAAUACGCGAACACGCUGACUUUCACACGCAAUCACAACAAUACUAUAAUUUCGAUUUGGCUGAAAUUUUGACAUUAGCCAUCUACAAGAACGCAUUAAAUGACAGUACACUUCAUUUGCGAUAGUGGCGCCAUCGGGCGGAAAGGCUAAGUACUUAUCGGACUGCCCUAGUAAAUUAUGUGAAAUAUUUAUUGACUUUACUUGCCGUUUGAAAUCUUAAUUAGUUUUAAAUAUUUUUGUAGUAAAUUGAUUUCUAUACACUCAAAGGAGACAAUGCUCCUAUGCUGAAAAAUAUCGAUUCUACAUAAAGAUUGUUACGUUUUUAUUUUUUGGCAGGUUUGUUUUACCUUCCCGUUGUCUCCCAUAUUCAACAUUUUUUUAUGUAUAUGAAUAUUUUUGUUAAAGUCUACUGUUAUAUUUUAAAUAUAAAAUGUAUAAGGA
This is a messenger RNA of Diabrotica virgifera virgifera (western corn rootworm), 9766 nucleotides long. RefSeq lists its product as uncharacterized. The transcript is spliced from 11 exons. Gene Ontology annotation, molecular function: diphthine-ammonia ligase activity. Bases 194 to 2224 code for a protein of 676 amino acids. Gene Ontology annotation, biological process: protein histidyl modification to diphthamide. NCBI's taxonomy places the organism in Eukaryota, Metazoa, Arthropoda, Insecta, Coleoptera, Chrysomelidae. The record is from RefSeq and is a predicted model, not a curated record.